AUGGGUAUGCCUGAAAGAGACGAGUUCGACCUGCCGUUCAGUCAGUUAAUGGUGGACUACUGGGCAUCCUUUGUGCGAAGUGGAGACCCGAAUCCGGAUCAUGCCUGGCUCGCUGCCAGAGGUUUUGCGUCUACUCUGGCUGAAGUCAAAAGGGUGGGCGUGUGGUCGGAAGUGGACGCGAGCUCCCCGGAGUGGAUGAUUCUCGAAUGGGGGGGACACAUGGCACCCUUCGGCAAAGAAGCAGAGUGCAAGGCGCUGGGCCAGCCUCUUACCUACUGGGAAGACCCUGCGCCUGGACCCAAUCCACCAUCAGAUAUCUGUAGCUUCCUCGGCGGAGAUCAGUAG
Verticillium alfalfae VaMs.102 is the source of this 345-nucleotide messenger RNA. Its product is annotated as cholinesterase. The record is from RefSeq and is a predicted model, not a curated record. Bases 1 to 345 code for a protein of 114 amino acids. NCBI's taxonomy places the organism in Eukaryota, Fungi, Ascomycota, Sordariomycetes, Glomerellales, Plectosphaerellaceae. The transcript has a single exon.